UUUUUUCUCAAGCACAAUAAUGUGAGUUGUGUCGGAGAAACGAGUAAAUUUUUUAUUUUUUAUCAGGAAGGAAUGGCAAUUUUUUGUUCCGCGAUGUUACUUUCCAGUGAAUAAUAUGUUUAAAAUCCUGAACUUUCUUUAUAUAUAUAUACGUAAUACACGUUAUUGACAAGAAUUUAAAUUGGAAACGCUAAACUAUUGUAAAUGUGAUAGUUGUUGGAUGUGGAGAAAACUCCCUGAAUAGUUUCUUUUCGUUCCGCUUUUCUCACAACUUCGCUGACGGAGCUCCAUCAUCAUCGUCAUUAACAGCAACAAGAAAGUGCAACGGAAAAGAACAAGUUGAAGCGAAUUAUCGCUGAAUAUUUUCCAUAUUAAAGAUCAGGUGUAUAAAUGAUAAGCAAUAAAUUCUAGUGUAUGAAUUAUUUUGUUCGAUCUAGCAUAAACGAGCACUUCGCUAAUGCAUUAAACAAUGUCGAAAAACAAAAUAGCGAGUUCCAAACUCGAAAGUGAUCACAUUGAGAUAAAGUCAAAGUUCGACGCCGAAUUCCGACGAUGGUCAUUGAAAAGAUCUGAGCAUCACAGCUUCGAAGAGUUUCAAUCGUUGAUUGAACGUCUGCAUAAAUUAGAUCGCUCUCAGUUAUUAGUGUCCUAUAUUGACCCACGAGAUAACGAUUUGCUGCCGAUCAAUAAUGACGAUAAUUUUGGACGUGCUCUUACAACCGCUCGUCCACUGCUGCGGGUUAUUAUACAACGGAAAGGAGACAGCAUAGAAGAAAUCACGGGAUAUGGCACGAUGAGACCACGAAACCUCAUCAGCAGCAUUCUAGGUCAGACUCCGGUAAAAUCAAAGAGUUUAGCUAUUUCCAAUCCUCAUGACUUCCGGCAGGUCUCUGCUAUUAUAGAUGUUGAUAUUGUGCCGGAGACAUGCAGACGAGUCCGUUUGUUGAAACAUGGUAGUGACAAACCUCUAGGAUUCUAUAUACGUGAUGGAACUUCAGUCCGUGUCACAGCAAAUGGAUUAGAGAAACAGCCGGGUAUAUUCAUUUCCCGCCUAGUUCCCGGUGGUUUAGCCGAAAGUACAGGGUUACUGGCCGUAAACGACGAAGUUCUGGAGGUAAACGGUAUCGAAGUAAACGGCAAGACUUUGGAUCAGGUUACGGACAUGAUGGUUGCCAACAGUUCUAAUCUAAUUAUCACGGUAAAACCUGCUAAUCAGAGAACCCUAGCCCCUCCGCGACGUGGUUCGUUUUCCCGCAAUAGUCAACUAUCGGGUGGUUCUCAUCAAUCACACCACACCACCGGAUCGGAGGAAAACGACCAGGAUGAUCAGGAUGAAAUAAGAGACCUUACCGGUGCGGUUACUUUGGAAGAGAAUGCUCUAAUUAGACAAACAGACGGCGUGUUGCAUCUAUAAAAUCAAACAGUUUAUUUAUUGUGCAGUAUGUGUGUUGACAACUAAGCAGCGAAAUUACGAAUUCUAGUAAAAGCCUCCAAAAUCAAUGAAAGUAUAUGAGUUAUAUGGCAGGGGAUGCACAACCUAAACAAGUGUUUGCCACUCAGUAUAAUUAUGACGAGAUACAGUUUUUAGGUGUAUUUUAGGAUGAUUCAAAUACAGUAUUUUUUUAAAAUA
This is a messenger RNA of Malaya genurostris, 1630 nucleotides long. RefSeq names its product partitioning defective 6 homolog beta (gene par-6). Gene Ontology annotation, molecular function: protein binding. The transcript has 5 exons. Lineage: Eukaryota; Metazoa; Arthropoda; Insecta; Diptera; Culicidae. Bases 470 to 1414 code for a protein of 314 amino acids. Gene Ontology annotation, biological process: centrosome cycle. The record is from RefSeq and is a predicted model, not a curated record.